Messenger RNA from Plasmodium berghei ANKA, 747 nucleotides. RefSeq names its product glutaredoxin-like protein. Bases 1 to 747 code for a protein of 248 amino acids. The record is from RefSeq and is a predicted model, not a curated record. The transcript has a single exon. Lineage: Eukaryota; Apicomplexa; Aconoidasida; Haemosporida; Plasmodiidae.
AUGAGUAAAUAUAAAAUAGCAUCAUAUAUGAUUUGCUGUUAUGGCGCUUUCAGAAUUUAUUUAACAUAUAAAAAUUAUUUCCUCGAACAAAAUUUGCAUCAAUCUAAUAAAUUGUUAAGUAUUAAAAACAAUAUGCUUACUUUUUGUGAAAGAAUAAACAAUAAUACAAAGGAAUAUAAUAACACAGUGUUAUUAAAUAGUAAUGUAUUAAAUGAAAACAACCUUAUAGAAUAUCAAAAUAGUUUUAAACAAAAUGGAAAAUAUCACAGAAAAAAAGAUAUAGUAUUUUCAAACACAGAAAUUGUACCUGUUGAAAUGGAGGAAAAUAUAAAAUAUACUAAAAAAGAAAAUCUUAAUAACAAUUUAUGUGAUAUGAAUAAUAAUGAAAUAGAUUGUAAAAACAUGGAACAAAAGGAAUUUAAUAGUGAAUUAAGUCAAAAUAAUAUUGACUUAAUUGAAAAUAUAUUAAAAAAACAUAAACUAGUUUUAUUUAUGAAAGGAACAGCUUUAAAUCCAUUCUGUAAAUAUAGCAAAUUAGCAAUAAAUAUUUUAAAAUUAAAUAAAGCAAAAGAAAUAUAUACUGUAAAUAUUCUAAAUGACGAUAUGUUAAAACAUUCUUUAAAAAUAUAUUCUAAUUGGCCUACAUUUCCUCAAUUAUAUAUAAAUGGGAAAUUUGUAGGAGGAAUAGACAAAAUACAGGAAUUACAUGAUAAUAAAAAACUUCAAGAAAUGUUACAAACUAUGUAA